Molecule: messenger RNA, 1404 nt
Organism: Purpureocillium takamizusanense
Lineage: Eukaryota; Fungi; Ascomycota; Sordariomycetes; Hypocreales; Ophiocordycipitaceae
Exons: 6
Coding region: 350-1282 (310 amino acids)
Source: RefSeq, a predicted model, not a curated record
CAACAACCUUGGACAGACCGGCCGGGCGAAGGCCAGUCUCUCUCUGACUGCCGCAGAUUCCAUUCAGCGCGUCCUUCCCCUCUUUGUAACACCUUCACGAGGCUGCGAUUUCCUAGUGAAGACGUUUGGAAAGCUUUUUGUUUCGACAUCACAGUUUCCCAGCUCAUCGAUCUAAGAUUCUUGAGAGAGCUCCACUCUUAGCAGGCAAACAACUACUACCGACCUCAUCGUGAAGCAGCCCAGACGGACCGGCUUGCAAUAAGAGGUUCUAUUUGUGGCGAAGGCGAGCGUCCGAUUUUGCCAUCGCCAUAGGCACUGUCCCAUAGCCCUUCACUUGGCGACUACAACCAUGGCUUCAGUUCCCUACUGCACAGACACCUGGGACCCUAUGGAUUUAGACGACUCAGACUUUUACGGUGACGAGGACACCACCCAGAGUCUCCAACGCCGCGUGGCAGAGUUCGACCCCAGCGAAGGGUUUCGCAACCAAAAUGCCAGCACAGCCCGCCCGCCGCAGCAGACAAACUUCGCUGAGGAACCUUCUCGUUUUCACAACCCCUAUGCUGGGGUGCCGUACGCCUGGCAGUUGACAGAAACGGUUGACGACUUUCUUGCUCGUCUCCCGCCUUUGACUACAGAACAGAGCGGGCAGGUCCCGUGGAUUUUCAUAUGCAACCCGUACAUACCCAGAGAGGAGAAACGCAACGGCGACAGCGGCCUUAUCAAAGGGAACGAAGAUGAGGCACCGACGGAGGAAGGAAGCAAGGUCCAGUGGGUCGUCCAGGGCGGCAUGGAGAGACUCGGAAUACUGGAAGACGUGCACCGGAUGCUGCAAGAGGCAGGCAAGUCGGAAUCUUUUAUCCGGCAAGAGAUGUAUAAGCAGCGCAAGAAAGCUGGCUUAGACAUAUUGCACUUGGCACACGCGGGCAAGGUUCGCACAGGCAAGUGGCUAUUGUUCUGCCCACCUGCAGAGGUAAACGAGACCUGGGCCAUGCUUGCCAACGCCACGGCCAACAAUGAGCUCGGCAUUGCUGCCAAAGUUGCCCCGCGACCGGCUUCUGGGGACGAGAGGAAGGAGCGCCUGAUUUGCGUCUACACGGCCGACUUUCAUGACAAGGCUGAUGUCGGCCGAGUCCUUAAACGGCUGCGGGAGCUGAGAUUGGUCGAAUCAAAAGGACGCGUGCUGUACUACAAGCCCGAUAUUUACACGUACGUUGGCAUCGCUCAUGGCAACCCAUGGGGUCUGGGCGCAUCAAUAUAUAGCUCCAGAGACGUGUUCUAGAGCAGAGCGCGCUGGUGUAUGAGGUGACCUCCGGGACGGACAACGUGAAGAAAGGAACUGAACAAGAUUGAGGCUCACAAUAUGAGUGUUUGAUUGAAAUACAAGGCGAUUCUCGCUCCGCU